Molecule: messenger RNA, 4871 nt
Organism: Haliotis rubra (blacklip abalone)
Lineage: Eukaryota; Metazoa; Mollusca; Gastropoda; Lepetellida; Haliotidae
Product: STE20-related kinase adapter protein alpha-like
Exons: 13
Coding region: 156-1358 (400 amino acids)
Biological process (GO): protein phosphorylation
Molecular function (GO): protein kinase activity; ATP binding; protein serine/threonine kinase activator activity
Source: RefSeq, a predicted model, not a curated record
UACAUCUUCAAUGAUUACUCCAUUAUUGCUGUAAACAACGCAGAGAAGUAAAUUUAUUUAGUGGAUUCAAUCACAACAUUUAUAGCUACACUACAGCACACCUAAAAUAUAUUCAACAAUAACAGUAACAAAGUGCUUCCAGCUGAGACUUGUCCAUGUCUCUCUUGCACUGUGCUUGCACGAAGGCACGCGUUAGCGACUCUCCUUCUGCCAACAAACCCUUCGAUAGAAGCAUCUACACUCCCUUGGGUGAUGAUCGAGGUGAUGUGACUGCCCGGUCCGAGGCUUCCUCGUCCGAUAGUUUCAGUUCCACGACCGCCAUGUUGGAGUUCGAGUCAGAUGCCUCUUGCUAUGAGCUAUACUCAGUCAUAGGCAAAGGGCAUCAGGACACUGCCACCAUAUCACUGGCGAAGCACCUGACGUCUGGAGCAACCAUUGCUAUCAAACGUACUGACCUGGAGGCCAAUGAUUUGGAUCUGAAUUUACUACAGCGGGAGAUCGUCCUGUGUAAGCAGUUGCAGCAUGAGAAGAUACUGCCGCACUACAAGAACUUCAUCCACGGGCAGGAGCUGUGGUCAAUCAUGCCACUCAUGGCCUUUGGUUCGAGUCGUGAUUUGGUCCACGCUUUCUUCACCAUUGGACUUCCCGAACAAGCUAUAGCUUACAUUCUGCGAGACACUCUGUUAGCACUGGAGUAUCUACACAAUCGAGGAAUUAUUCACAGGGGUAUCAAAGCUAGUCAUAUUCUGAUCUCGGCAGCGGGGAAGGUGUGUCUGUCUGGGCUACAGACAGCCAUCUUCAUGAUGCAGGAUGGCAAGAGACUAAGAGUUGUCCAUGACUACCCAGAGAAUGCUAUAGAGCACCUGCAGUGGUUCAGUCCAGAAAUACUAGAACAGAAUUUAUCAGGCUACGAUACAAAGUCUGACAUCUACAGUCUGGGCAUUACAGCUUGUGAACUAGCCAAUGGCCAAGCUCCCUUCACAGACAUGCCAGUCACACAGAUGCUUCUUGAAAAGCUGAAUGGAACUAAGCCAAUGUUAGCUGAUUCAACAACUGUAGGGAAUUUUGUAACAGAGGAUGCUAUUUCAGAAUCUGAUGGUGCACGAGCUGAUGAUGCAAACAGACCUGAAAAAGUAUUCUUUGAAAGAACAUUUUCACAACAUUUUCACAAUUUUGUGUCACUAUGUGUAGAAAGAGAUAUCGAACAAAGGCCAACUGCUACAUCUUUACUUAAUCACCCACUGUUUAAGAAUUUGCGACGGAAAACAUCGGAGGCCUUACCAGCUUUGCUGCAUCCAGUCACACCCUUGACGGACAUCAGUAAACUGCCCAAGGACAACUCGCCAUGUCUGAUCUGACACAGCAGCUUGAGGAGGUGUCCAUGGAGGAGGACUGGUCGUUUGACUGACAGCACAAAUCAAACCAACUGUCCUUGUUGGCAAGAAUAGGACUGUCAAGGAUAGAUGUUUGGCAAGAUCAUUUUUGAUGAGAAUGAUAUAUUUAGCUGAAGUUGUUCUAAGGAAACUACGGAUUUGCCUUUGAUCCUUGUUAAAGACAAAUUGUAGUUAGCCUGAGAUCCUUGUUAAAGAUACUUGGCAGUUAGCCCAAGAUCCUUGGCAAGGGUAAAUGGUGGUGUGCUUCAGAUACUUGUCAGAGAUAAAUUAUUCUUUGUCUCAGAUCUUUAUCAAACAUAAAUGGUUCUUUGCCCAAGAUCCUUAUCUGAGAUGACUGGUGUUUUGCCUCAGAUCUAUGUCAAAGACAGCAGGGUUGUUUGCCAAAGGUUCUUGACAAAGAUAAAUGGUAGUCUUCAGAUCCUUGUCAAAGAUUGAUUGUUGCUUGUCUGAAAUUCUUGUGAAAGAGUAUUGAUGAGUUGCCUGAGAUCCUUUCAAAAUACUGGUAUGGUUUGGAAAAGACCCCUGUCAGUGUAAUGGCAGAGUUUAUAAUAUCCUUAUCCAAGAUAGCUGAUUGUUUUUCUUAGGUUUGUCUAAUAUUCUUAUCCUGCAGUUGGAGUGAAACUCAUGCAGGGCUUUGACAACAGAUUUUGUCUGAAGUCUUUGUCAAAUAUAUGGUAUACCAGACUAAGUAGCAUGAAGAUAACUCGAUGUUUGGCUGAGAUCUGUGACAAUGGUCAAUAUGAGUUUGUUUGGGAUACUUGACAACGGAACUGCAGAUGUUCCUGAGAUCUUGCAACUGUGACAAUCUUGCAGAUCAGUGAGGAAUGUGUGUUUAUCUGAGAUUACUGUCAAAAGGAAUGAUGUGUUCAGCUGAGAAACCUGUCAGAUUUUACCAGAAGACUAAAUCAGAAACAUGACACUUUCCAACAUCUAUGUUGCUUGUAAGAAGUUCCAGGACUACCUGCUGUCCAUUCUUCAUGUGAAUGUUGUAUAGCUGUGUUUGACCAGACUGACUGUAUGCAAGAUACAUGUGAACGUGAAAUGUAGACAUUUGACUGUUUUGGGUAUGAAUCGACUGGAAAGGAAGAAAGCUGGAAAUCAAGAAAGAUUUUUGUUAUGAGGAUGGUAUCCUUACUGUGUUUCAGUGUCAAACUUGUCCAGAAUGUAUUUGGCCUAGUUCUUUUGUAGGCAUCUUUCUUUUCCAUCCUUAAAAUGAUUCUUGCAAACAGUCCAAGAGAUCACAUCCUGUCAUCCAUCAGUGUAAGGCUAUGUUACAUGAUUGGAGGAAGUGAAACCAGCACAUGGAGUUGUAAUAGUACACAAUGUUAUUAAUGUGUCCUUGUUUGUCUCACUGAACACUCAUGCUUCUCCUGUCAUCCACCAGUGUAAGGCUAUGUUACAUGAUUGGAGGAAGUGAAACCAGCACAUGGAGUUGUAAUAGUACACAAUGUUAUUAAUGUGUCCUUGUUUGUCUCACUGAACACUCAUGCUUCUCCUGUUGUCCACCAGUGUUUAACCACCAGAUAUAGGCAACUCACAUCACACGUGUGCUGUCAUAGUACAGUAUAAGGGUAUGUGUUCCACUAUGUGCAACAUGGCCAACAGAGGUGUGGGAGGCACAGUUGACUUAGGAAUGCCACUAUGGAAACCUGUGAUCAUGGGUUUGUCAGGUACCUGAAGUUGUUGGUUUCACCAUGGUGGUAAAACAUAAGUACAAUGCUUUUACAGACAAGGAAAGCUGUGAGGAACAAUUCCCAAAUUCCUUUUCAACAUGUACUUAAAUCAGCAGGUUAUGAAAGAUGCUUGAGACCUCAAGAACUUACUGAGUUCAAUUUGUCAGUAAUAAACUGUAAGGAUAUCAUUCUGGUUGUAUUUGAAGUAAUUUCCCUGGAAAUAAUCAAAAGUGACAACAUGAGUUAGAACGUAACCUUAUAUUAGAAAGUAUUAUGAAAGUAUAAAAAACAACUCCUUAACAUCAGAGUUCAUGUAUUUUUUAAGUUAAUUUUGGUAAUGAUUUCAGUGUGGAAAUCUUUUGUAAUGUGUAUUUUCUGUUGUUUAAGAAUACAGGUACAAUUGUGUUGUAUGUCAGUUAUUUCAAACCGACCAUUUGUGAUUUGCAGGUGGAAUUGUAGUCACAGUAUGCUAAAUAAGGACGUGUGUGUUGGAUGUUAACUCCACUUAUUUAUGUGAAAGACAGGAAGUUGAUGGGAUGAGAGUGUGAGGAAACAGGCAUGUAGAGAGCUACUUCAAGUUCUCCCAUACACAGGAUUACAUUAGAAUGAUGACAUCAUGGUUAGGAUCUUCUGCAUGUUGUGACAGUGAAACAUUAGCAUAAGGUGAUUUUUCAUAAUUGCACUUAUUAGAAAUAUGGCCUUGACAUCUUGAGGUUCAUGAAAGUUUUGCAGUGUAUGGGAAGAAAACUAUAUGAAAAGUGUCAAACACUUCAAAAGGUUUUUGUGCCAAAUCAAGAGAACUUAAUUUACACAUGAAAACAGGUAGGGUAUCAUCCACGAUGAGAUAUGUAAUAUGAGAUUUUCAUCAGCUGUUUGUUCACCGUGACCUAGUCUCGAUUAACAGGUGUUCAGUUAAACAAGUAGUACUCUUUUUGUAGACAUUCCUGACAGAAUCUUCCUGACAUACAUUGUUUCACUGUCACAUAUUUAUGCGACACAUCUGUGAUUUAUUAUAUUAGUGUAUUAACUAAAGACACAAUAUAAUUGAUAUGUGAUAUCACUAUGGAGCCAAGGAAAUACAUCCUAUUUAUUAAAGUUUGGUCAUGUAUCAUUUCUCUAUUUAUCAUUACAAAGACUGUUAGGACAAAGUAAAAUGUGCAGAUACUGUAACAUUAGCUUUUAGAUAUCCAGUUAAGAUGUAUGAUCGCCAUGCCUUUCAUGGAUUUGGGUGGAAAUAAUGGCACAGUUGGUCCUUAAAAACGGGAAACAUGGUUUCCAGCUUCAUACAGGACUGACCCUGUUGUACUUAGGGGUGGCCAGGGCUUAGGUUCUCAGACAGCAGGGGCGGAUUCAGAGGGGGCUGCAGGGGUGCGCAACCCCCCCUCUCUCCUGAAUUUUUUUUCUGAGGCGCAUUUUCCCCUAACUUUUGGACUUCAUGAUUUAUGUGCAUCCCCCCCUUAUCCAAAAUCCUAGAUCCGCCCCUGGACAAUAUAAUUUCAGUAUAUUCUCCAAUACAUUUUUAUUUGGAAAUGAGGUUCGAAACUUUUUUCAUCCAUCUUUUUCCAUACAUUUUCAUCUGGACAUGUUUCAUGACCAUUCAAUGAUUUCAUUAACCGUUUUGUUUUUAAGAACAGAUGAUGUGUUAACAUAGCUUCACCUGGACUCUCCACUGUAAACAUCAGAGUAAUGUUAUCUCUUUGUAUGUUGUUCAUGUCUGUCACUGUUUUUGUAUGGACUCCCCUGAAAUACAUCUGCAUCACUGAGUACGCUACAAAGUCCAAGAGUAAUAAACAUUAUCAACUGC